Exophiala mesophila is the source of this 3266-nucleotide messenger RNA. RefSeq lists its product as uncharacterized. Gene Ontology annotation, biological process: maturation of SSU-rRNA. Gene Ontology annotation, cellular component: Pwp2p-containing subcomplex of 90S preribosome; small-subunit processome. Bases 15 to 2936 code for a protein of 973 amino acids. The transcript has 2 exons. The record is from RefSeq and is a predicted model, not a curated record. Lineage: Eukaryota; Fungi; Ascomycota; Eurotiomycetes; Chaetothyriales; Herpotrichiellaceae. Gene Ontology annotation, molecular function: snoRNA binding; protein binding.
AAGCGAUCUGCGCCAUGGUGAAAUCCUAUUUAAAAUUCGAGCAUUCGAAAACCUUCGGCCAGAUAUGUACGGCAAACGCCAACGUCAUCUGGGACCCCUCUUCGCCGAAUACCGAUAGCGAGGAAACCUCUGCCGGAAAAAGCAGAGCCAGAAACGGUGCAGGAAGAGCAUUUGCGCCAGCAAACGAGUCUGUCUUCGUCUGGGACUUGAAAACCGCUACGCUUACCGACACGUGGACCGCCUCCGACAAUACUGCCCUUGUCACCGUCCUCGUUCGGAGUCGGACUGAUCCCGACGUCUUCGCCGUUGGAUAUAGCGAUGGAAAGAUACGGAUAUGGGACUCAAGGACAUCAACAGUCAUAAUAACCUUCAAUGGACACAAGACAGCCGUGACCCAACUCAGGUUCGAUCGCUCUGGCGUUCGUCUCGCCAGUGGCUCCAAAGAUACAGAUGUGAUUGUGUGGGACUUGGUCUCCGAGGUGGGCCUAGUGAGGCUCCGAGGACACAAGGACCAGAUUACGAGUUUACAUUUCCUGUCGGAAAGCGCUGAUGAUGGCGAUCAGAGUCCUGGAGGAAACGACGAACCAGAAUCGGACACUUACCUAGUCUCUACCAGCAAAGAUGCCCUGAUCAAAGUAUGGGACCUCUCGACGCAGCACUGUAUUGAAACACAUGUGACCCAGACCAACGGCGAAUGCUGGGCAGCAGCAAUCACAAGAGAAGGCAACGCUUGCAUCACUGCUGGGAAUGAUGGCGAAGUGAAAUUCUGGGAACUUAAUCAAUCGGCUUUGAGGACAAAACAGUCGACAGAGUCAAAUAGCGCCGGCGACAUCCUACGCGAAAGAGGUGCACUAUAUCGACACGGCAGAGACAGACCACUUGCAGUGGUGUGUCAUGCACAGAGAGAUCUGAUUGCAAUUCACGGCUCAGAGAAAGCCGUCGAGCUGUUCCGCAUUCGAUCAGAAAGUGAAGUUCGAAAAACCUUGGCGAGGAAGAAGAAGAGGAGAAAAGAAAAGUCCGAAGCGGUGACAGACCCAGACUCUGGGGUCGACGUUGCAGACGAAACGGACGACAUUUCGAGCGCAGCAAUCACGGAUAUCGUGGUCCCUUAUGUGAUUAUCCGCACGGGAGGGAAGGUGAGAUCGAUCGACUGGUCGUCGUCGAGGUCUGGAAAGUCGUUUUCCAUUUUGGUGGCCACCUCAAAUAACCAACUGGAAGUCUUUGAGGUGAUGGCCAAGGACAAGGUCAAGUCUACCGAAGUGCCAGACUACAACCGCACAUUGUCGGUGGACAUGCCAGGCCACCGGUCAGACAUUCGCUGUAUCGCCCUGAGCUCGGAUGAUAGAAUGCUUGCCACUGCAUCGAAUGGGAGUUUGAAAAUAUGGAACACCAGAACCCAGACUUGCUUGCGAACGCUGGAGUGCGGCUAUGCACUUUGCCUUGCCUUCCUCCCGGGAGAUAAGAUUGUGGUGGUGGGCACCAGAGAGGGGACACUCGAGGUGUUCGACAUUGCUGCAUCAACUCUACUCGAUACGAUCAAGGCACACGAACGGGAUGUUUGGUCUUUGCAAGUGAGUCCUCAAGGCAAAUCUCUUGUGACGGGAUCAGCCGACAAAACGGCCAAACUGUGGGAGUUCAAGGUUGUUCAGGAGGAAGUUCUAGGUACGACGCGGAAGAAUGCCAAGUUGACGUUGGUCCCUUUCAAGACUCUCAAGGUUGCAGACGAUAUUCUUAGUGUGCGAUUCUCGCCCGACGAGAGACUGCUGGCGGUCAGCACACUGGACAAUACUGUCAAGGUAUUCUUCCUGGACAGCCUCAAGCUCUUCUUAACCCUCUACGGCCACAAGCUCCCAGUUCUCAGCAUGGACAUCAGCUAUGACAGCAAGCUCAUCGUGACGUCCAGCGCAGACAAGAAUGUGCGGGUCUGGGGUUUGGACUUUGGCGACUGCCACAAGUCCUUCUUUGCGCAUCAAGACAGCAUUCUUUCUGUCUUGUUCGUACCCAACAACAACGAAGGCAAUGGACAUCACUUCUUCUCCGCAUCAAAGGACAAGGUGAUCAAGUACUAUGAUGCAGACAAGUUUGAACAGAUUCAGAAAUUGACUGGACACCACGGUGAAAUCUGGGCUAUGGCUAUAGCAAAUUCGGGAGAUUUUGUUGUUAGUGCCAGUCACGACAAGAGCAUCCGAGUAUGGCAACAGACGGACGAACAGAUCUUCUUGGAGGAAGAGAGAGAGAAGGAACUGGAAGAGCUCUACGAGGACACUCUUCUCACUUCGUUGGAGAAUGAGGGCGAGGGCGAGGGCGACGAGGGUGGACCGGAAGCCACAACGACGACGGGCAAGCAGACUGGCCAGACACUGAUGGCGGGCGAGAAGAUCAGUGAAGCUCUUGAACUAGGUUUGGUGGACCUGAAGUUGAUGCAGGAGUAUGACCGUGCGAAGAUGAAGACGGGCAAUUCCAAGAUUGCCGUUCCUCAACGCGACCCGGUGUUCCUGGCCAAUAACAACGUGUCAGCGUCGGUGUACGUCUUGAACACGAUUCAGCGAAUCCCGUCCGCGUCGCUCCAAGAUGCGCUCCUGGUCCUUUCGUUCUCGCAACUGCCCGCGCUAUUCACCUUCCUGGCCUUGUGGGCCGCCGAGGGGAGAAGCGUCCCCCUGACGUGUCGAAUCUUGUUCUUCAUGCUCAAGACACAUCAAAAGCAGAUUGUGAGCAGUCGGCAGAUGAAGUUAAUGCUAGAGGGCGUGCGCGACCAGUUACGGAGGACGGUACAAAAGCAAAAGCAUGAUCUUGGCUUCAACCUGGCUGGUCUGAGGAUUCUUGGUCGACGGCUCGGGGAAUUGGAUCAAAGUGAGUAUGUAGAUGAGGCCAAGUGGAUCCAGGAAGAGUCAACGUCCAGUCGUGGCAAGAAGAGGGGUUUCGUCAAUGUGGCAUGAGAAGCUACUACAGAGGUCAAUUCACACAAUCCACGGGGAUCUAUCGUUCAUUCCGAAUCUAGAUUUCUCACAAGGGACAGGUGGAUGACACGAACGACGAUGGAGGAUUCCUCUUGUGUCAGUAGUACGGACCGUGUCCAUGGGAUUUUGCAAAUGGGGAAAGGUGCUAUUGCACUUUCUGCCGAUCGAUGUGUCAAGAUCCAAUGUGAUGGAGACGCAGAUACAAGGCUUCAUGCAAGAUAGAGGAUCUGGCAGGUCGCUGUCAGCUGACUCAGGGUCCCAAUCAUUGAAACAGCAUUGCCAGCCGACAAAAGACUUUCUUGUUGAAAU